Messenger RNA from Orbicella faveolata, 976 nucleotides. Its product is annotated as cyclic AMP-dependent transcription factor ATF-6 alpha-like. Lineage: Eukaryota; Metazoa; Cnidaria; Anthozoa; Scleractinia; Merulinidae. Gene Ontology annotation, cellular component: nucleus. Gene Ontology annotation, biological process: regulation of transcription by RNA polymerase II; endoplasmic reticulum unfolded protein response. The record is from RefSeq and is a predicted model, not a curated record. Gene Ontology annotation, molecular function: DNA-binding transcription factor activity, RNA polymerase II-specific; RNA polymerase II cis-regulatory region sequence-specific DNA binding.
AACCGGUAUUUCAUAAGUGAUGAAUCGCCUUUUUGCUUGGUAGAGUUUGUAUCUCAGGUUUUUUACUGUUUUUAGUUGGUAUCAAGGGGUGUUUAAUGUGUCAAAGAUGAUGUCUCAGACAGAACUUUUAGCCUGGUCAGAGCCGGACACGAAAUUUUUCGCCGAUAAUCUACUAGGAGUUGAAGAUUGGGGAGACUCUAUUGCUGAUGUUAAAUUCAACCCAGAUGAUUUGUUUUUGGGAGGGGAAGACCAAGACUUCGAUCUAGAACACAAAGAUGAUCACCUGAACGAAUUUUUGUCAAGUCUGGGCGAUCCUUCUUCCCCCGUAAUUGAAGAUUUCGAUUUUACUUCGGGUGUUUGUAUUAAAGAGGAACCUCUUUCUCCAUCAUCCUCAAAUUCUUCUUGUGCUUCCCUGCCCAGUUCACCAGAGAAUCAGUUUCUUAUAAAUGGAGAAAGUUCACCAGUCCAUCAGCCUAGUGCAGAUUUUGAAUUAUCGCAAAGCAGCUUACUACCCAGUCCGUUGUGUGUAAAGACAGAAGCAACUCUCACACCUGUUCAAUGCAGUGUAAAACAAGAGAAAAUACCUUUACAAUCAUGUGGAGUCAAAUCUAUUCAACCCAUGCCAGUGGCUACAGUUCCUGUGGGCAUUCAGAAAUCUCAGCUUGGACAACUCAAUACUAAGCCUGCUGGAGGUAUUCCAGUCUAUAUCCCUUGUACUGGCUCAUUACCAACCAAUGGUGUGGUGUCAGUUGUUGUUGGGAAAAAUGUUACUCCUACAAUACCCAAAACGGUCAGCGUUGGUGCAUCUGGAUGCAGCAAUAACUCUUCUUCCGAAACUGACGCAAAACUUUUAAAGAGACAACAGCGAAUGAUAAAAAAUAGAGAGUCUGCCUGCUUAUCAAGAAAGAAAAAGAAGGAGGUGAGAGAAAUGAGAGCUAAAUAUACAAUAGACCCUGGUUAAUAUGAAUUCCAGUUG